Cryptotermes secundus is the source of this 2605-nucleotide messenger RNA. Its product is annotated as cleft lip and palate transmembrane protein 1 homolog. Gene Ontology annotation, cellular component: membrane; endomembrane system. The transcript has 11 exons. Lineage: Eukaryota; Metazoa; Arthropoda; Insecta; Blattodea; Kalotermitidae. The record is from RefSeq and is a predicted model, not a curated record. Bases 29 to 1966 code for a protein of 645 amino acids.
UGUCAUUGAGAACGAGAGUGCAGUAAUCAUGGCUGACGUUAAGGAGUUAGAAGUGCGAGGGGAGUGUGAAGAUCAAAUUGAUGCUGUACAUGCUGAUGAAGGAAAUGAUUCUGAAUCUCCAGAAGGCGGGGAAAAUGACGUUGUGGCACAAGUUGAACAAGAGCGAGAGAGGUACCAACCCACAAGAUUAGAAUCUUUUUUCGCAAUAACCAAGACUUUGAUUCUUAGAGGUAUCAUCAUGUAUGUCAUCGUAUCCCUAUUUCGCCGGCCACCCACAGUUGUCUCUGGACCUAAUGAUGUUACACCUGCUAAAGUACUAGCUUUUAAUAUGUUUGAAAAUGGAACUGUUAUGGAUUUAUAUGUGUACAUCUCAGAGAGUGAAAAGUUUAAUGACUUUAGCAAUCCAGAAGCCUUGAUUUGGAGUGAAAAGGGCAUAAUUUAUGGGGACUGGAGCAGUGGUUCUAAUAGUGAUGGAACACGUGUGCGUGAUGUUGAAAUCAAAACCUCAGAGGCAGUACAGAAUAAUGGUUCAUUAUAUCUUCACGUGUAUGUUACUCGGAGAGGAAAGUCACCAGAUCCUGCUGCUGGAAGAGGAGUGUACUCACCACAUCAGGUGACAUACAACAAGAAGCUGCUAAAUAAAUACAAGCGGCUGCGCUACACAAAGACGCACAAUCUCUUGACUGGUGAGACAGCUGCAACUGCAGAGGAAGUGAAGAAAGCCGAAACCAUGAAGGAGGAAAUCGUUUCUCACUGGCAUCCAAAUCUGACAAUAAAUAUGGUGACUGAUCAGACAAAUUGGAUUCAAGGAUCUGUUCCUCCACCAUUGGAUGAGUAUAUUGAAUUCUUACCAGGCGGAGAUCGUUACAAGCCUGUUAUUUAUCUGAAUGAAUACUGGAAUAUGUUGAGAGACUAUCAACCAAUCAAUGAAACAACAAAGACUUUACAGUUGACUUUGACAUACCAGCCACUUUCGCUCUUGAAAUGGCAGAUAUACUCAACACAGACAAUGCGCAACAAGUGGACAGGGAAUAUUUUGGGUGACGCAUUUGUGGAUGAAGAUGAUGAAUAUCAGGAUUCAUUGAAAGAAGCACUUCUGGAGACAUCACCUUAUCUUCUGGCUCUUACUAUUCUCAUAUCAUUGCUGCAUUCUGUUUUCGAACUUCUGGCAUUCAAGAAUGAUAUCCAAUUCUGGAACAACCGAAAAUCAUUAGAAGGCUUGUCAGUGCGGUCGGUAUUCUUCAAUGUGUUCCAGUCAUUAAUUGUCAUGCUCUAUGUCUUCGACAAUGACACCAAUGCGGUAGUUAAGAUCAGUUGUGUUGUGGGACUUUGUAUAGAGGUCUGGAAGAUUCACAAGGUGAUGGAUAUCAACAUUAACCGUGAGGCUCUUAUCUUUGGGGUCAUUCCAAGGUUCAGCUUCUCAGAUAAGGGCUCAUACAUAGAGUCCAGUACCAAAGAAUAUGAUACUCUGGCAUUCCGUUACCUGUCAUGGGCAUUGUACCCAUUACUGGGUGGCUAUGCAGUUUACUCUCUCCUCUACCAGGAGCACCGUGGUUGGUAUUCAUUUGUGCUCAACAUGCUUUAUGGCUUCCUUCUCACAUUUGGAUUCAUAAUGAUGACGCCACAACUGUUCAUCAAUUACAAAUUGAAGUCCGUAGCACAUUUACCAUGGCGUAUGAUGUCAUACAAGUUCCUCAAUACUUUUAUUGAUGACAUUUUUGCAUUUGUCAUCAAAAUGCCAACACUUUACAGGCUGGGUUGUUUCAGGGAUGAUAUUGUUUUCUUCAUCUUCCUGUAUCAGCGUUGGAUAUACAAGACAGAUCCCACUAGAGUGAAUGAAUUUGGUUUCUCUGGUGAGAUGGAACGGGAGGCAGCCGCAAGUCAAAGUGGACAGCUAGCAAACGGUGCAGCACCUGCCAUCGCAGGAGCACCGGCUAAAGACUGCAGACAGAAGAAGGAAGAUUAACAUGAGUGCAGCACUAAUAGUCUCAAAUUCUUCUAGAAACUGAAAAAUGAAAUGAAAGUAAAUUUAUCGUGGAAGUGUUAUACCAAGUUUUAAUGAUAGUUGCGAUAAUGCUGGCUUAUGCAUUUAAAAAUAAGAUAUUGUGUGGUCCCCUGAUGUAUUAGCAUGUAAAGCUGCCAUUUUGUUUUUGUCCCUUAUUUGGUUAUAUGUAUAUGUAUUGCAUUCUUGCUUGAAUGUAAAUUUUAAAGUGCUACACCCAUCUUCAGAGGAUCGUAUAAAUGCACUUACAAAUAAGUAUUGUUGUGCUUGCAAGGUAAUGUAGCUGAUGGAGGUGAUCUCUAGUUUUCCAUGCCUGCAGCAAAAUUAAUAGCAGUUUAUUGAGGAUAAGCGAAGGGAAAUUCAUGUUAGAAUGAAUAUGCUGUUUUAUUCCACCAGGUUGUGGAAAUGUUUAAUGUUCGAUGUGUGUAGUUAAGAAAGUACAUUAAAUUGACAUUUCUGUUUUAAGAUAUAUCUGUUUUGUUAUUGAUGUUGAAUAGUACAAGGCUCCUGCUGCUGUUAACAGUGGGAAGAUAAAAUCAGCCUGUUAUGUGCUGAACAGAAUGUUAAGUUUACAAAAGGCAUAUAAUAUACUAGUAGAAUACC